UGUCCUCAUUCACAGCCUUCAGGUAAAACAGCAUGGACUGGUGACCGGUGAAACUUUACGACACAGCUCUGACACCACAGCAGCCACAUGGAUCCGGAGGCUUAGUCCAGCUGGAUAUUUCAGUGCCACAGUGAGAGAAACACAGCAAUCAUGCCUUCACAUCGCAGGGGAAGAAGCCUCUCUGAGGCCCUGACCUUAGAGCAGUUAGAGGAGGGAGGGGUGGUUAUCUCCAGUAUUAACAAUGUUUCAUCCAGCAAAGGACUGAAGGAAGGGGAUGAAAUUUUGGGGGCAACAAUCAAUUUUGAUCAACUGUCAAAAGAGGAUGUGUUAAAAGUACUGAAGCUGAUGGAGCCAUUUGAUGAUAAAGUUCAAGUCCUCACUCGGAGCAAGCUGAGCAGGAGCCUCGGAAAUCUGGAUGAAUGUGCCAAGGGUCCUGAAGCUAUGCUGAACGAUUCCUACAGCAAAAUCUACAACGCCAAAAUCAAGAAGUUUUUGAUGGAUGAUGUGCCCAGGGCUGAAGAGGGCUAUGUGAACGGGGAAGUUACUGCCAAGCCAAUGGUACAAAGCUCAUCGAAGGUCAACCUAAAAAAUGACAUGGGGUUGCCUCGCCUUGGAGUUGAUUUUGGACUUCUGAAAUCCAAGACUUUAAGCACAGCUGCUAAUGCUGAUUCACAAUCUUAUGAGGGACAAUUAACAGAUGGCAUCAAUCUGAAUCUUCCACCAUUAGGUCUUGGCUUGAAUGGGACUACUCUAAGAGAAGCUCAGGUUCCAAGAUUAAAGCUUGGUGCCAGAUGUCCACAGCUUAAUGAUCCAGAUUUACCAGAAGGUCCAAAUGUCAGCACUACAUCUGGCAUGCAACUGCCAAAUACUGACUGCCCAUCAGCUGACACUGCACUGCCGAAUCUUGAAAAUACUCAAAUUGGACUGGAAGUUCCAGAAGUAGGUGCGGACCCAAAAGGUUCAAAUGUUACUACCCCUGAAAUGGGUAUAGACCUCAAUGGGGGAAACAUCACUGGUCCAUCCAUUGAUUCCAGUGUUCCCAAAGUUGGUAUUGAAGGAACAAAACGGGACUUCAGAAUGCCUAAAUUCAAACUGCCAGAUCUGGGCCUCUCAGGAUCAUCUUUUAGCGGCCCAGAAUGUGAGGUUCAGCCACCAGAUGUAGACACACCAGACAUUCCCUCAGGUAAACUCAGUCUUAAGUAUUCUAAGAGACUGAAAAGCCCAGAUCUAAAUCUGGAUGAUCCUUCUGGUUAUGUAGAAUCACCCAAGCUUCAGAUGUCUGGGAGAUCACGUGAUUUAAACCUAGAAACGUCAAGUAUUAAUGUAUCGCAACCAGAUAUCAAUGGAACAGACAUUGAUAUGCCUUUAGGUGAAAUCAAGAUGCCACAGAAGAAACCAAGGAUUUCCCUUAAAUCUCCUGAUUUAGAUUUGGAUGCUCCAUCUGGUAUAUUCAAACGUGAAGCUGAUGUUAAAACACCAGACUUAAGGUUGAAAAUGUCAAAAAUAAAAGGUGGCAUAUCUGCACCUGAUGUAAGUCUGCCCAAAACUGACCUGAAAGGACUAAAUUUCGCCACUGACACUCCAUCAGUUAGCAUUGAUGGUCCAUCUGAAAAAUACAAGGCUCCAAAGUUUACAAUGCCAACAUUUGACUUACCAGGCAUUCAGGUUCCAGGUUUGAAUGGGAAAUUGGAUGGACCCGAUGUACAGCUUGCAGGUACACAGCCAAAAGUGCCAAAUUUGAAGCUAAAUGCUGAUCUGAAGCCACCAGAUCUGAAUUUAAAAUCACCAGACCUUAAUAUUUCUGGUCCUAAUCUCAGUGGUGGAAUUAAUGCGCCUGACAUAGACAUGCCAAACAUUGACCUCAAAGCCCCAAAGCUGAAACUUGGUGCACCAAAUGCCAACUUAGACUUGCCAUCAGGCAAACUCAAAAUGCCAGAACUUCAUGCUCCAGACUGGGAUGUUAAUGCUCCUUCAGGGAAAUUAAAAAAGCCUAAAUUUAAUCUGUCAGGCACACUGCCCAAAGGACCAAAUUUGGACCUAACUGCAGAUCUGAAGUCACCCGAUUGGAAUUUGAAAGCUCCAAAGAUUAAGGGUGGAAUGGAUACCCCUGACGUGGACUUACCAGACAUGGAUCUUAAAGCUCCCAAGUUAGAUAUGAACACUCCAGAUGUCAACAUUGGCUCACCAAAAGGAAAGCUGAAAAUGCCCAAAUUCAAAAUGCCUAAAUUCAACCUUCCAGGCCUUAAAGGAACCAAAAUUGAUGGCAACUUGGAUGGUCCAGAUGUGGACAUAAAUGCAUCCAAUGUCAACCUCAAAGGUCCUAAAGCUGAUGUAGAUCUAGAUAUUUCUGGUCCAUCUGGAAAGUUUAAAAAGCCAAACCUGAAUCUGCCUGAUUUGGGACUUUCUGGUCCAAAGUUAGAUGGCCCAAACUUGGACCUUAAAUCACCUGACCUAGAUAUCUCUGGUCCCAAUCUCAGUGGUGGAAUUAAUGCACCUGACAUAGAUGUGCCAGGCAUUGACCUCAACGCCCCAAAGCUGAAACUUGGUGCACCAAAUGCCAACUUAGACUUGCCAUCAGGCAAACUCAAAAUGCCAGAACUUCAUGCUCCAGACUGGGAUAUUAAUGCUCCUUCAGGGAAAUUAAAAAAGCCUAAAUUUAAUCUGUCAGGCACACUGCCCAAAGGACCAAAUUUGGACCUAAAUGCAGAUCUGAAGUCACCCGAUUGGAAUUUGAAAGCUCCAAAGAUUAAGGGUGGAAUGGAUGCCCCUGACUUGGACUUACCAGACAUGGAUCUUAAAGCUCCCAAGUUAGAUAUGAACACUCCAGAUGUCAACAUUGGCUCACCAAAAGGAAAGUUGAAAUUCCCCAAAAUGAAAAUGCCUAAAUUUAACCUUCCAAGCCUUAAAGGACCCGAAAUUGAUGGCAACUUGAAUGGUCCAGAUAUGGACAUAAAUGCACCCAAUGUCAACCUCAAAGGUCCUAAAGCUGAUGUAGAUUUAGAUAUUUCUGGUCCAUCUGGAAAGUUUAAAAAGCCAAACCUGAAUCUGCCUGAUUUGGGACUUUCUGGUCCAAAGUUAGAUGGCCCAAACUUGGACCUUAAAUCACCUGACCUAGAUAUCUCUGGUCCCAAUCUCAGUGGUGGAAUUAAUGCACCUGACAUAGAUGUGCCAGGCAUUGACCUCAAAGCCCCGAAGCUGAAAAUUGGUGCACCAAAUGCCAACUUAGACUUGCCAUCAGGCAAACUCAAAAUGCCAGAACUUCAUGCUCCAGAUUGGGAUAUUAAUGCUCCUUCAGGGAAAUUAAAAAAGCCUAAAUUUAAUCUGUCAGGCACACUGCCCAAAGGACCAAAUUUGGACCUAAAUGCAGAUCUGAAGUCACCCGAUUGGAAUUUGAAAGCUCCAAAGAUUAAGGGUGGAAUGGAUGCCCCUGAUGUGGACUUACCAGACAUGGAUCUUAAAGCUCCCAAGUUAGAUAUGAACACUCCAGAUGUCAACAUUGGCUCACCAAAAGGAAAGUUGAAAUUCCCCAAAUUCAAAAUGCCUAAAUUCAACCUUCCAAGCCAUAAGGGACCCAAAAUUGAUGGCAGCUUGGAUGGUCCCAAUGUGGACAUAAAUGCACCCAAUGUCAACCUCAAAGGUCCUAAAGCUGAUGCAGAUCUAGAUAUUUCUGGUCCAUCUGGAAAGUUUAAAAAGCCAAACCUGAAUCUGCCUGAUUUGGGGCUUUCUGGUCCAAAGUUAGAUGGCCCAAACUUGGACCUUAAAUCACCUGACCUAGAUAUCUCUGGUCCCAAUCUCAGUGGUGGAAUUAAUGCACCUGACAUAGAUGUGCCAGGCAUUGACCUCAAAGCCCCGAAGCUGAAACUUGGUGCACCAAAUGCCAACUUAGACUUGCCAUCAGGCAAACUCAAAAUGCCAGAACUUCAUGCUCCAGAUUGGGAUAUUAAUGCUCCUUCAGGGAAAUUAAAAAAGCCUAAAUUUAAUCUGUCAGGCGCACUGCCCAAAGGACCAAAUUUGGACCUAAAUGCAGAUCUGAAGUCACCUGAUUGGAAUUUGAAAGCUCCAAAGAUUAAGGGUGGAAUGGAUGUCCCUGACUUGGACUUACCAGACAUGGAUCUUAAAGCUCCCAAGUUAGAUAUGAACACUCCAGAUGUCAACAUUGGCUCACCAAAAGGAAAGUUGAAAUUCCCCAAAAUGAAAAUGCCUAAAUUCAACCUUCCAAGCCUUAAAGGGCCUGAAAUUGAUGGCAACUUGAAUGGUCCAGAUAUGGACAUAAAUGCACCCAAUGUCAACCUCAAAGGUCCUAAAGCUGAUGUAGAUCUAGAUAUUUCUGGUCCAUCUGGAAAGUUUAAAAAGCCAAACCUGAAUCUGCCUGAUUUGGGACUUUCUGGUCCAAAGUUAGAUGGCCCAAACUUGGACCUUAAAUCACCUGACCUAGAUAUCUCUGGUCCCAAUCUCAGUGGUGGAAUUAAUGCACCUGACAUAGAUGUGCCAGGCAUUGACCUCAAAGCCCCGAAGCUGAAACUUGGUGCACCAAAUGCCAACUUAGACUUGCCAUCAGGCAAACUCAAAAUGCCAGAACUUCAUGCUCCAGAUUGGGAUAUUAAUGCUCCUUCAGGGAAAUUAAAAAAGCCUAAAUUUAAUCUGUCAGGCGCACUGCCCAAAGGACCAAAUUUGGACCUAAAUGCAGAUCUGAAGUCACCCGAUUGGAAUUUGAAAGCUCCAAAGAUUAAGGGUGGAAUGGAUGCCCCUGACUUGGACUUACCAGACAUGGAUCUUAAAGCUCCCAAGUUAGAUAUGAACACUCCAGAUGUCAACAUUGGCUCACCAAAAGGAAAGUUGAAAUUCCCCAAAAUGAAAAUGCCUAAAUUCAACUUUCCAGGCCUUAAAGGACCUGAAAUUGAUGGCAGCUUGAAUGGUCCAGAUAUGGACAUAAAUGCACCCAAUGUCAACCUCAAAGGUCCUAAAGCUGAUGCAGAUCUAGAUAUUUCUGGUCCAUCUGGAAAGUUUAAAAAGCCAAACCUGAAUCUGCCUGAUUUGGGGCUUUCUGGUCCAAAGUUAGAUGGCCCAAACUUGGACCUUAAAUCACCUGACCUAGAUAUCUCUGGUCCCAAUCUCAGUGGUGGAAUUAAUGCACCUGACAUAGAUGUGCCAGGCAUUGACCUCAAAGCCCCGAAGCUGAAACUUGGUGCACCAAAUGCCAACUUAGACUUGCCAUCAGGCAAACUCAAAAUGCCAGAACUUCAUGCACCAGAUUGGGAUAUUAAUGCUCCUUCAGGGAAAUUAAAAAAGCCUAAAUUUAAUCUGUCAGGCACACUGCCCAAAGGACCAAAUUUGGACCUAAAUGCAGAUCUGAAGUCACCUGAUUGGAAUUUGAAAGCUCCAAAGAUUAAGGGUGGAAUGGAUGUCCCUGACUUGGACUUACCAGACAUGGAUCUUAAAGCUCCCAAGUUAGAUAUGAACACUCCAGAUGUCAACAUUGGCUCACCAAAGGAAUUGAAAUUCCCCAAAAUGAAAAUGCCUAAAUUCAACCUUCCAAGCCUUAAAGGGCCUGAAAUUGAUGGCAACUUGAAUGGUCCAGAUAUGGACAUAAAUGCACCCAAUGUCAACCUCAAAGGUCCUAAAGCUGAUGUAGAUCUAGAUAUUUCUGGUCCAUCUGGAAAGUUUAAAAAGCCAAACCUGAAUCUGCCUGAUUUGGGACUUUCUGGUCCAAAGUUAGAUGGCCCAAACUUGGACCUUAAAUCACCUGACCUAGAUAUCUCUGGUCCCAAUCUCAGUGGUGGAAUUAAUGCACCUGACAUAGAUGUGCCAGGCAUUGACCUCAAAGCCCCGAAGCUGAAACUUGGUGCACCAAAUGCCAACUUAGACUUGCCAUCAGGCAAACUCAAAAUGCCAGAACUUCAUGCUCCAGAUUGGGAUAUUAAUGCUCCUUCAGGGAAAUUAAAAAAGCCUAAAUUUAAUCUGUCAGGCGCACUGCCCAAAGGACCAAAUUUGGACCUAAAUGCAGAUCUGAAGUCACCCGAUUGGAAUUUGAAAGCUCCAAAGAUUAAGGGUGGAAUGGAUACCCCUGACGUGGACUUACCAGACAUGGAUCUUAAAGCUCCCAAGUUAGAUAUGAACACUCCAGAUGUCAACAUUGGCUCACCAAAAGGAAAGUUGAAAUUCCCCAAAAUGAAAAUGCCUAAAUUCAACUUUCCAGGCCUUAAAGGACCUGAAAUUGAUGGCAGCUUGAAUGGUCCAGAUAUGGACAUAAAUGCACCCAAUGUCAACCUCAAAGGUCCUAAAGCUGAUGCAGAUCUAGAUAUUUCUGGUCCAUCUGGAAAGUUUAAAAAGCCAAACCUGAAUCUGCCUGAUUUGGGACUUUCUGGUCCAAAGUUAGAUGGCCCAAACUUGGACCUUAAAUCACCUGACCUAGAUAUCUCUGGUCCCAAUCUCAGUGGUGGAAUUAAUGCACCUGACAUAGAUGUGCCAGGCAUUGACCUCAAAGCCCCGAAGCUGAAACUUGGUGCACCAAAUGCCAACUUAGACUUGCCAUCAGGCAAACUCAAAAUGCCAGAACUUCAUGCUCCAGAUUGGGAUAUUAAUGCUCCUUCAGGGAAAUUAAAAAAGCCUAAAUUUAAUCUGUCAGGCGCACUGCCCAAAGGACCAAAUUUGGACCUAAAUGCAGAUCUGAAGUCACCUGAUUGGAAUUUGAAAGCUCCAAAGAUUAAGGGUGGAAUGGAUGUCCCUGACUUGGACUUACCAGACAUGGAUCUUAAAGCUCCCAAGUUAGAUAUGAACACUCCAGAUGUCAACAUUGGCUCACCAAAAGGAAAGUUGAAAUUCCCCAAAAUGAAAAUGCCUAAAUUCAACCUUCCAAGCCUUAAAGGGCCUGAAAUUGAUGGCAACUUGAAUGGUCCAGAUAUGGACAUAAAUGCACCCAAUGUCAACCUCAAAGGUCCUAAAGCUGAUGUAGAUCUAGAUAUUUCUGGUCCAUCUGGAAAGUUUAAAAAGCCAAACCUGAAUCUGCCUGAUUUGGGACUUUCUGGUCCAAAGUUAGAUGGCCCAAACUUGGACCUUAAAUCACCUGACCUAGAUAUCUCUGGUCCCAAUCUCAGUGGUGGAAUUAAUGCACCUGACAUAGAUGUGCCAGGCAUUGACCUCAAAGCCCCGAAGCUGAAACUUGGUGCACCAAAUGCCAACUUAGACUUGCCAUCAGGCAAACUCAAAAUGCCAGAACUUCAUGCUCCAGAUUGGGAUAUUAAUGCUCCUUCAGGGAAAUUAAAAAAGCCUAAAUUUAAUCUGUCAGGCGCACUGCCCAAAGGACCAAAUUUGGACCUAAAUGCAGAUCUGAAGUCACCCGAUUGGAAUUUGAAAGCUCCAAAGAUUAAGGGUGGAAUGGAUGCCCCUGACUUGGACUUACCAGACAUGGAUCUUAAAGCUCCCAAGUUAGAUAUGAACACUCCAGAUGUCAACAUUGGCUCACCAAAAGGAAAGUUGAAAUUCCCCAAAAUGAAAAUGCCUAAAUUCAACUUUCCAGGCCUUAAAGGACCUGAAAUUGAUGGCAGCUUGAAUGGUCCAGAUAUGGACAUAAAUGCACCCAAUGUCAACCUCAAAGGUCCUAAAGCUGAUGCAGAUCUAGAUAUUUCUGGUCCAUCUGGAAAGUUUAAAAAGCCAAACCUGAAUCUGCCUGAUUUGGGGCUUUCUGGUCCAAAGUUAGAUGGCCCAAACUUGGACCUUAAAUCACCUGACCUAGAUAUCUCUGGUCCCAAUCUCAGUGGUGGAAUUAAUGCACCUGACAUAGAUGUGCCAGGCAUUGACCUCAAAGCCCCGAAGCUGAAACUUGGUGCACCAAAUGCCAACUUAGACUUGCCAUCAGGCAAACUCAAAAUGCCAGAACUUCAUGCACCAGAUUGGGAUAUUAAUGCUCCUUCAGGGAAAUUAAAAAAGCCUAAAUUUAAUCUGUCAGGCACACUGCCCAAAGGACCAAAUUUGGACCUAAAUGCAGAUCUGAAGUCACCUGAUUGGAAUUUGAAAGCUCCAAAGAUUAAGGGUGGAAUGGAUGUCCCUGACUUGGACUUACCAGACAUGGAUCUUAAAGCUCCCAAGUUAGAUAUGAACACUCCAGAUGUCAACAUUGGCUCACCAAAAGGAAAGUUGAAAUUCCCCAAAAUGAAAAUGCCUAAAUUCAACCUUCCAAGCCUUAAAGGGCCUGAAAUUGAUGGCAACUUGAAUGGUCCAGAUAUGGACAUAAAUGCACCCAAUGUCAACCUCAAAGGUCCUAAAGCUGAUGUAGAUCUAGAUAUUUCUGGUUCAUCUGGAAAGUUUAAAAAGCCAAACCUGAAUCUGCCUGAUUUGGGACUUUCUGGUCCAAAGUUAGAUGGCCCAAACUUGGACCUUAAAUCACCUGACCUAGAUAUCUCUGGUCCCAAUCUCAGUGGUGGAAUUAAUGCACCUGACAUAGAUGUGCCAGGCAUUGACCUCAAAGCCCCGAAGCUGAAACUUGGUGCACCAAAUGCCAACUUAGACUUGCCAUCAGGCAAACUCAAAAUGCCAGAACUUCAUGCUCCAGAUUGGGAUAUUAAUGCUCCUUCAGGGAAAUUAAAAAAGCCUAAAUUUAAUCUGUCAGGCGCACUGCCCAAAGGACCAAAUUUGGACCUAAAUGCAGAUCUGAAGUCACCCGAUUGGAAUUUGAAAGCUCCAAAGAUUAAGGGUGGAAUGGAUACCCCUGACGUGGACUUACCAGACAUGGAUCUUAAAGCUCCCAAGUUAGAUAUGAACACUCCAGAUGUCAACAUUGGCUCACCAAAAGGAAAGUUGAAAUUCCCCAAAAUGAAAAUGCCUAAAUUCAACUUUCCAGGCCUUAAAGGACCUGAAAUUGAUGGCAGCUUGAAUGGUCCAGAUAUGGACAUAAAUGCACCCAAUGUCAACCUCAAAGGUCCUAAAGCUGAUGCAGAUCUAGAUAUUUCUGGUCCAUCUGGAAAGUUUAAAAAGCCAAACCUGAAUCUGCCUGAUUUGGGACUUUCUGGUCCAAAGUUAGAUGGCCCAAACUUGGACCUUAAAUCACCUGACCUAGAUAUCUCUGGUCCCAAUCUCAGUGGUGGAAUUAAUGCACCUGACAUAGAUGUGCCAGGCAUUGACCUCAAAGCCCCAAAGCUGAAACUUGGUGCACCAAAUGCCAACUUAGACUUGCCAUCAGGCAAACUCAAAAUGCCAGAACUUCAUGCUCCAGACUGGGAUAUUAAUGCUCCUUCAGGGAAAUUAAAAAAGCCUAAAUUUAAUCUGUCAGGCACACUGCCCAAAGGACCAAAUUUGGACCUAAAUGCAGAUCUGAAGUCACCCGAUUGGAAUUUGAAAGCUCCAAAGAUUAAGGGUGGAAUGGAUGCCCCUGACUUGGACUUACCAGACAUGGAUCUUAAAGCUCCCAAGUUAGAUAUGAACACUCCAGAUGUCAACAUUGGCUCACCAAAAGGAAAGUUGAAAUUCCCCAAAAUGAAAAUGCCUAAAUUUAACCUUCCAAGCCUUAAAGGGCCCGAAAUUGAUGGCAACUUGAAUGGUCCAGAUAUGGACAUAAAUGCACCCAAUGUCAACCUCAAAGGUCCUAAAGCUGAUGUAGAUCUAGAUAUUUCUGGUCCAUCUGGAAAGUUUAAAAAGCCAAACCUGAAUCUGCCUGAUUUGGGACUUUCUGGUCCAAAGUUAGAUGGCCCAAACUUGGACCUUAAAUCACCUGACCUAGAUAUCUCUGGUCCCAAUCUCAGUGGUGGAAUUAAUGCACCUGACAUAGAUGUGCCAGGCAUUGACCUCAAAGCCCCGAAGCUGAAAAUUGGUGCACCAAAUGCCAACUUAGACUUGCCAUCAGGCAAACUCAAAAUGCCAGAACUUCAUGCUCCAGAUUGGGAUAUUAAUGCUCCUUCAGGGAAAUUAAAAAAGCCUAAAUUUAAUCUGUCAGGCGCACUGCCCAAAGGACCAAAUUUGGACCUAAAUGCAGAUCUGAAGUCACCCGAUUGGAAUUUGAAAGCUCCAAAGAUUAAGGGUGGAAUGGAUGUCCCUGACUUGGACUUACCAGACAUGAAUCUUAAAGCUCCCAAGUUAGAUAUGAACACUCCAGAUGUCAACAUUGGCUCACCAAAAGGAAAGUUGAAAUUCCCCAAAAUGAAAAUGCCUAAAUUCAACCUUCCAAACCAUAAAGGACCUGAGAUUGAUGGCAAUUUAGAUGGCUCACAUAUUGACCUUAGGGCACCAAAUGCCAAUUUCAAAGGUUCCAAAACUGGCCUUGAAAUGCCUGAUGUUGGUUUUGGCAGCCCAUCAUCGAAGCUUAAAUCUCCAAAUUUAAAAUUACCUGAUGUGGGAUUUUCUCGUCCAAAAUUAGAUGGGCCAGACUUUGAACAGAGGUCACCACAUUUGAAUGUCAAAGCUCCAAAGAUAAAAGGUGGAUAUGAUGCCCCUAAUCUAGGUUUAUCAAAUACAGACCUCAAAGGCUCCAAAACUGGCUUUGAAUUCCCUGACACUGAUUUUGGCAGACCUUCAGGGAAAUUUAAAACUCCACAUCUGAAAAUUCCUGAUGUGGGACUUUCUGCACCAAAAACAGAUCUCCCAAACGCUGAUCUCAGUUUACCAGAUCUUAAUGCUAAAUUACCAAAAGGAUCAAACUUGAAAUUAAAUUCUGACCUAAAAACUCCAGAUUUGAAUCUGAAAGCUCCAAAGAUGAAAGGCGGACUUAGAGUGCCUAAGGCAAACAUGGAUCUCCAAGCUCCCAACUUGGAUAUGAACACUCCAGAUACCAACAUCGAUUUCCCUGAUGCAAGGUUAGAUGUUAAUGUACCAAAAGGAAAAUUUAAAAUGCCAAGCUUAAAUACACCAGAUCUCAGUAUCUCUGGGCCUCAAGCAAAAACACCAAAUAUGAGAUUUUCUGGACCUAGCCGAAGUACGCCAGAUUUAGAUUUACCUGAUGCCACUUUAAAGAAUGCCAGGUUCAAUACAAAACACACCAAUCUAGGAAUAAAUGGUAAUAUAAGACAACCUGAUGUGAACUUUACUGGUCAUCAAGUUAGAGGCAUGAAUAUGCCCUUGGGAAACAUCCGUGGUCCUCAGGUUGAUCUUGAUUUAGACAGAAAAGCCAAACUCCCAUCUUUCAAGAUGAGUCAGUUUAAAAGCCCAGAUCUUCAUCAAGCAUCUGAUAUUGACUUUGGUGCAUCUCUGAGACCAACAAAUCUUGAUUUUGCUCCUCCAAAUGCAAAGUUGAAUAUGAAACCACCCCAGAUGAUGGGACAUAUAUCAGGCCCAAGGGUGAGUGCUUCAAACAUGAACCUCAACAUGCCCAAAGCUGCAAUGCGCAAUCCACAGCAGCAUCUCAGAUCUCCAGGUCUUAAUAUUGAUGAUCCUUCACUAUAUUACCAAAGACCCUCAUAUAAACAUCGCACAUUAGAUAUGACAAAUAUGAACAUGAAAAUUUCGGACCUGGACAUAGAUGGUGAUGUCACACUUGGUGCUGCUGAUAGACAGUCAGCUAGAACCAAAGUAAGAUCCAGCUACCCUGGGAUGGAUGACAUUUUAGGCCAACGAAUUGAUUUAAAUUAUUCAGAUCUCAACAUUGAUGACUUCACAGGAAGACAACAUGUGCUUAGAGCCAGGGGUUCAAACCGUCACCUCCAGGAUCCACACAAUUAUGGACAGGUGAUUUCCCCGUCUGGAGUUAACAGUGUCAUGAGGGACCCCAGAAGAAUCCCAUCUGGUCAUAUUAAACACAAUACACAUUUGUCACCAUUUUCUCCAGAUUCAAGGAUGAGAGCACCUAACAGUUCAGAUGGAUACUAUAUGACUGUUUUUCCCACUCAAGCACAAAAUCAAAAGAUGCCAAAUCGUAAAUAUAACACGCUCGGAGGACUUGACUUUCAUCCAGGAAACUUGGACCUUGAAGUUCCUGGUGAACAUGCCCGAAGAGGGUCGUUAUUUUUCUCCAACCUUGUAUAGCUUCCAGAGCACUUGUGUUUGCAUUUUUACUGUGCCUUUUGUACUGGAUGUAUUUAUUGUUACUCUAGUUAUUUGUGUAUUGUUUUAUAUUUUUAUAAAAUGUUUUACUUUCUGAAUUGUUUACAUUUUGUUUUGUACAUAUUGCUCUUGGAGCUUUGCAAUGAUGUUACCUACAUUACAAUGCAGCACUUUUACACUUGUUUUAUGAAAUGUAUUUGAACCUUUUUUUUUUUAAAAGUACAGUAAAAUAUUUUCAUAUGGUUUAUACUCUACAAUAUUUGAAAAAAGUAUUAUUUUUCUGUACAUUAAGCUCUGACUAGUUUUGUUGUGGCACUCAGAAGCCUCUAAUAUUCUCUCUUUACUAUUAUAUUGAAAGGAAUGUAGGAAAUGUAUUUGCUUAAGGGUUCUACUGGGUGCUAUUACAAGAUUAAAUGAUUUUUUUUUUCCAGAUAUUUGAUUUUUCCUUUGGAUAUUCAUUGUAUCUAUUACAGAUGUACAAAUACUGGACUUUAUUAAAUUCUUGGUUUUUGCUUCAACA
Archocentrus centrarchus (flier cichlid) is the source of this 12484-nucleotide messenger RNA. Its product is annotated as neuroblast differentiation-associated protein AHNAK. Lineage: Eukaryota; Metazoa; Chordata; Actinopteri; Cichliformes; Cichlidae. Gene Ontology annotation, biological process: regulation of RNA splicing. Gene Ontology annotation, cellular component: nucleus; cytoplasm. The record is from RefSeq and is a predicted model, not a curated record.